AUGACCUCUACAUGGUCAACGGAUAUACGAUGGUCGAAACUUCGCCAAUUUGAGUAUGGAGAACCGAACAAUCACGCAGACGAGCUAAAGAAAGCUUUACACACAGCUAGCGAUGAUAGCGAUGAUGAAUGGCUUGCACAACUCGAGAGGGAUUAUGCCACAGCGAAACGAAAGCACCGCGCUUACUGGACUUCUCUUGAAAAAGUUUUGACAUUAGUCCUGAUAAUCUUCGUUGUGAUCACUAUUUCCUUAGCUUCUGUUCUAAUAUAUAAACAAUAUGACAUACCACUAAUAUUUGGAAGUAGCAGAUAUCGUAAUAAUAUUUGCGAAAAUCAAGGCUGUGUAGCUGCAGCGUACAAUAUUUUGAAUCAUGUGGAUGAAAGAGUUGACCCAUGUGAAGAUUUUUAUGGUUACUCUUGUGGAAAUUGGGUUAGAAGAAGCUUUACUCCCCCGGGUAGUUCAAAAUGGACAGCAUUUCACCAAGUUUCAGACAACAACCUCAUGAUUUUAAAGAAAGUCUUUGAACAAACGCACCUAGGUGGAAAUGAAACUGCUGCAAUGUUCGCCAAAGUUAACGACUACUUCUCAGCUUGCAUGAAUAAAACCAUAGUUGAAAGUCGAGGCUCCGAGCCCCUGAGAAAUCUUAUCCAAUUUGUUGGUUCGUGGGCCAUGAACGACAACGUGUCAGAUGCGGGGGCUUGGUCUCCGGAGUCUUGGAAUUUCGAGCAAGCGUUGAGUAAAAUUCACAAACUGAAGAGUAUGCCUCUGUUUUAUAUGUUUGUUUCUGCGGAUGACCGUAAUUCAAGCCAGAAUAUUAUACAGGUAAAGUAUGGUUAAACGGAAACGUUUCUUCAUUUGCAUGGUUGGUUUACACGCGCUGCCUUAGCCUGCCAAGCUUAGAUUUGAUAGGAAUAAAAACACCGUUCCCGUAAUUUGUAUUUCCGCGAUUUACAUCAUCUUCAUUCUACGUUUCAUUCUUUUCAGGGUUAAGAUAACCUCAAAAAAUUGGCCUGCACCCAAUGUAUAGGUCAUCAUAGCUCAGUUGGUGGAGCCAGCACCGCACCAGUGCAAAGGCUAUGGGUUUGAGUCUCAUUGAAACCCCGGAUAUUUUUUGCUGGUUUAAUUUUCAAUUGCUUAAAUUGCUAUUAAUAUUAACUGCGACGACCAUAUCUUAAUUAUAAGAAUUCGUCUUGUUACCACUAUAAGCCGACAAGGGUCCUAUUGAAAUAAUCUGAACAACGUUGUUUUAUCUCGUAGAUUCAACAAGCAGGAAUCACAUUAUCUGACCGAGAUUAUUACUACAGAAAUGAAUCGGACAAGGUAAUCUAAUAUGUCACCAUCGUUUUUGCUUUCUUCUCAAAACAUGAAUCCACUCUCCAAAAAAUGUCCUCUUUUCAAUUGCAACCAACCAUCUUAUCAAUGUAGGUCCUGCAAGCGUACAAAGAAUUUAUGGUCAAAGUGGGCACACUCCUGGGUGGAGAACUGAAUGCAACACGAGCCCAGAUGGAGGAAGUGUUUCAAUUUGAAAAGAAACUGGCCGAGAUUUACGAACCAAAAGAGCGCCUUAGAAACAUGGAGGAGAUUUACCACAAGAUAACUGUUGCCGAUCUUCAACAACUAGCACCUGCGGUAAGAAAAUGCGCAUUGCAAUGCUGAUGAUGAGAUUCCGACGAUCGCGCUGACUUUUUUUUUAGAGAAAAAAAAUGUUAAUUAGAAGAUUCUUUUGAUGGUUACGAACCACACUCCUUUCUAACUCUCAAAGGGUGGGUGUGCAACUCUGGAAUCACCGUGAAUGAAUGAGAGAGAACGAGAGAGACGGAGAAGGGUGUACUGUGCAUGUAUCGGGCUUAGCAACUCUGAAAUAUGCAGAAUUUCUUGGAAAGGAAAACUCUGGAUAUUAAUCAGAGUUUCUGUUUUGAGUAUAGUAGAAACAAUGAAAGAUCUUGUUAGGGAGAGGUCGUUGUGAAAUUAUAGCGCAAUGUGCAAAGAUAGGCCUUCGACUUGAGCUUCUUGUCUUGGAAUCAUUUACACAAUCACAAUUGCAAUUGUUGCUCACAUCUGACUUCAUUUUACGUGACACUUGUCUUUUAGAUUUCGUGGUUGGAUUACAUGAACACGAUGUUUUUCAGUCCUGUAACACAUGAAGAGUACGUGGUGGUUUACACUCCAGAAUACCUAAAGAACAUGUCAAACCUUGUCAUUAUGACGGAUAGAAGGUAACACUGUCGCAAAUUUAAUGAGCAACUGAAUGUAAAAAGGAUAUGGUAAAACAGGAGCCUCUCCGUGUCAGGUGCAAAAUAAUAAUAAUGAAAAAGAUACCUAAGAGCAGUAAAUGAUGCAAGUCCAAUGAAACGCAGUCAGGGAUUCAAAUUCUCCAAGCCCUCAGACUCAUUUUCAGGCGCUCCUGGGACAAAUUUGAUGAGAAUACUUUGCACAAAGGACUUCCGGACGAUAAGCUUGCAGCUCUACUGCAUCACUACUAUCUAAAAAAACCUUUGAGCAAGGUGAUCCACACGACACAUGAAUAAAACUUUCUGAUUCGGUCUUGCCUCAUCUCUAAUGUAGAGAUGCUUGAGCCAGACAAAACUGUGUGUUCAGUUUGUUUUACUAUCUACGACCCUUUGGUCCUUCCCAACUUACCACCCAAAUGAGAACGAGCCUAUACCAAGUCCAAAUUGGUUGAGAAAAUUAUUGCCAAAGGUGUUUGCAUAUGUUUUUCUCUUGAUCUCUUGACAUAAGAGAAGAAAAAUUUGAUGACUCAUAAUUUGAGGCAAUAACAAUGCUCGAGCAUCAACGAACUAAUGUUCAGAACAACAACUUCCAUUGAAGCCAGUUGAUCAGUUUGUUUAAAUCUCGUAGAAUACUCGCAAAUUACAUGGUGUGGCAUUUAAUUAAACCUCUGAUCGGCGAGCUGUCCAAACCAUUCCGUGACGCAUCAUUGGAACUGUUAAAAGUCGAGAAAGGCGUAGAAGGAGGUGCGCCGCCUUGGAAGACCUGUGUUACAAAAACUAACUCAGUCAUGGGGUUUGCUACUGGAUACUUGUUCAUCAAGGAGCAAUCUGGCAAAAACGCCAAGAAAGAGGUGAUUUUGACGUCAAAAUGUUUUUCUAUUGCCCUUUUAUUUGCUCACAAUGCUUUUUUAAAAUAAAUAAGUGAGGCUCAACUUCCGUCUCGACUCUAAUCUGUUCAAGUGAAUAAGAACUAUCAGUUUGUUGCAACUCUGAAUAAGGUAAGAAAGCUCCCUUGCAAAGAUGUACCCUGGUUUAAGAGGAUCCAUUCCAAGAGUCUCUUCUUAAGAUGAGCUAAAUAAUGGCAUCGCUCAUGAACCCAUGCAAUUUAAAUUAAAAACAUCUGCGAACCUUCUUUCACCGGGGCCUGGUGACGACGACGAUAAAUAUAAUGGUGAUCAAAAAUGAUGAUAACAGACCUCCGUGAUGAUAAUGAUAAUGAUGAUGAUGAUGAUGAUGAUAAUGAUGAUGAUGAUGAUGAUGAAUGAAUGAUGGUUGUGGUGAUGAUGAAGAAAGUGGUUAUGUGUAGUAUUUAAUUCUUUCACAUUCUUUUCCCUACCAAUUGUAUUUUUGAGUAGGCGGAAGACAUGAUAGCAGGGAUAAAGAGAGCGUUCAUAACAAACCUCCCGCACGUAGAGUGGAUGGACGAAGAAACCAGAGGCAACGCUUUAAAGAAGGUACAGGUUACAACCGACCUUGAGAUCUUGAUUAUAGUAGAGGAGAUGAUUUGAGCUUGAGUUCUUAUGCAAUUAGAAGAAUAUAGAUUCUUUUUUCACAUAUGAUCUGAAUAGAGUAAUUCUUUUAAACGAUCGAACUGAAAAGGCUAAGAAGAGGGUUCAGUUAAAGUAUCAUGUCCACCUCUGGAAGGUUUGUGAUAACCACACCCAGUUUAGCAAACAACUAAAGCGUGCCGCGAGAGAUCGCGCGAGCGAGUCGCGAAGCUGCCACCCUUGGGCUCCUGUCUCCUUUCACGCGCAGCUCUUGCGUUAAUCGAGAGCUUGCUCGCAGGCUACCAAAAGACCCAAAAAGACAAACUAGGUCAAGAAGGACGUUCUUGUGAUCUGCUAAUUGAAAACACUAAGAUCAGAGCUGACCAAAGGAUAACGUUUUUGCGAUUUCGUAUUUCAGGUUAUUGCCACUUUUGACAUGAUAGGUUAUCCAAGGUGGAUUGAAGAUUUGGAAAAGCUUGACAAGUACUACGAAAAUGUGAGUCUCUAAGCUCCAUUGAUUAGUUAAGGGGCAUUCUGCACCAGUACCAGUCAGCGGUACUAAAACUGAGCAUGCUUGCUCUCCGUUGUUCGUGGCUCGGCUGAAGUUGAUUUGAGAAGGAAAUGAGCUGAGAGACACCUUGUUUGAUGGUAGACUAUCUGGCAUUUGUCUACGGCUGAUUAUUCCCUUCAAAUUUUAACAACCCUCAAAUCCAAUAUUUUCAAUUUUCCAUAAUUUUAAAAAACACUGUUCGCCUCAAUUUUUAUCUAUUACUAAAAACAUUCGAAAAUCAUCCAAAAAAUCUCACACAUGUCAUUGUAUUGAACCAAUUACUACGACCUGGAGCUAUUUAAGUGAAUGAAAUCUUAGCUAGAGUUGGAAGAAAAAGGGUAGAAGUAAACGAAAAACUGUCAAGGAGUUUAACCAGAAUUACCCCUAAAGCAAUGUAGAGUGGGCUAAAUUCUGCCUGAGAAAGUUUUAUAUUAGAACAGAUGGUCCGUUUUCCUUUGAUUCGAAAAAUUACCUGGACGAAACAACACUAAGAUUCUGAGGCUUGAUAAGGGUACAGUAUACGCAUCAAAUGACUUACGUUCUUUUGGCAGCUAACAAUUGGUGCUGAAACUAGUUUUGAAAAUUAUCUGGAGGCAAGAAGGUUUUUUCAUAACAAGUCUAUGAUUAGACGAGGAAAGCCUGUCGACAGACAAGAGUAAGUACUUAAUAGAAACAUAUAGUAAAUUUUUGCAGUAUUGUAAGUUAUUCUUCUCUUGCCUCCCAAGUAUCCUUACUGAUGUUUUUGCACUUUCUGCAUCAUCCACGUUAAACGAAUGGAAAAGCGUCCUUCCUCAUCCCUUUCAAUAAAAGCAUAUUUAAGUGUCCCCGAUUAAUAGGCCUCCUUAGGCAUGCUAGAAGAUUUUGACACUUGAAUGAAGUUUGUACGUAUGUAGUAUUUGGCAUUUUUGAAACAUUGUUUGUUACGUUGAUCCCCAUAUUAUGCCACAGUUAUGUUCUCAAUAAUCAUCAUCGUGAUCUUCAGCGGAAUCAUGCCUAAUCAUCAUUAUCAGAUCUUUGCUAUUAUUAAAUUUAUCAUUUUAUCAUCAGGUGGCACAUGAGUCCUGCUGACGUCAAUGCGUACUACAAUUCUCCUAACAACUAUAUAGGUUUGUUACCUUUUAACCCUCUUACUCCUCCAGUCCUGGCUGCUAUACAUUUUAGUGUACAUGAGUUUAGAGAAAUUGGGGUUAUAUCAAUCUGGCAUCCUUUGACGGAUAAAUUUGCUAAUUCGCAUCACCUAGUCAUCAUUACUGGAUCGAUUAAUGCGACGUCUUUAUUGGUCAAUUAGAUCAAAAGUCGGGUCCACAAAAACAUGUCACAAAGGAAUCUGACAGGCUUCAUAACCUGAUUCUAUGCUAUCAACUAUCCUCUAAAUAACAGAUAGUUUUAACUCAACUUAAUCUCUCCCUAGCUGAUGAGGUUCCUAAUUCUUCUCGUUUCUUACACAGCGUUUCCGUCCGGUAUUCUGCAGCGGCCAUUUUUCGACCCUGACUUUCCCCAGUGAGUAUGAAGUGUCAUUACUUUUACACACUUUCUAACCAGAAUGUGAGAGCGCCGAUUAAGAACUUAGCCCCAUUCACACUAAAGCUUAAACAUGUUUGAAGGCUGUUUAGUUGAACACGGAUAAAAUUUUUGAUUGCACACUUAGUGCAAAUUAAAAAACAUUUUGAAUCCUGUUUGAAACCAGUAUUCCAGUUUUCCGUGUUGGAUUUUCAUUUUUUAAAACCUGGUUUAAUUUAAUAUGUUUAGCUGAUGUCGAUGGGGCAUUACAUGUAAAUCCUCUUUCCAGGUCAGUGAAUUACGGUGCUCUUGGUGUGGUAAUGGGACAUGAACUAACUCAUGGAUUUGACGAUCGAGGUAAGGGACUGACUCACUGACUCGUAAAUGUGUUAUUUUUGCUGCUCGGCAACGCUUUUUCUAUCUUUAAGACAUUCCUUUAUCGAUUGGGUAUUAUUUAAGGGAUAAAAUAUAAAAAAGUAAUCACUAUUUUGUACUAACUUCAGGUCGCCUGUUUGACGAGCAUGGUAACCUGGCCAGCUGGUGGAACAACCAGUCCGUGGAGGCCUUUCAGCGACAUGCUUCGUGUAUGGUUAAUCAAUAUGCCAACUUCAGUGUCGCAGGAACGAACGUAAGAGAGACUUUUGUGUUAUUAUUAAUAACAGAGUCAUUGUCGACUUCCGUUCCUUUCUUUCCUUUCUUCCUCUAUUUUUCCUUUAUUUAUCUAUUUAUUUAUUUUACUCUUCUUUACAUUUGAGAUAUACUCCACUUGCAAGAAGUUUUAAAUUAUUUGUUAAUUUAUAAGUAAACUAGUACAUUAGUUAAAAUAGAGGAGGGAUCCUGUUUCACCGUAAAAGGUAGCAUUUAAGGAGCUUCAAUAGACUAAUAGAUGAUAAAUGAAAGAAAAUGAUGAAAUUUUCUUUUUUCGUUAACUAUAAAAUAUAGACAGACUUAAUUUCCAGUUUGGUCUCGUGGCAGGUUAAUGGCAAGCAAACACUUGGCGAAAACAUAGCGGACAAUGGUGGACUAAAGCUUGCAUACGCAGUAAGUUUGCUGUCGAACGAGACAAAGAUCAUUGUACCCUGCUAAAGCUAAGGGAAAACCAUAUCAGCGACGUGGCAGGGGCAGAGGAGUCGCUAAGGGGAGAAAAAGCGCACUCUUUCUUCUCGCAAACGUCUUUUCCUCCUCUAUCCGUUUCAUAAACUUACGUUGUCAAAAACUAUGCGCUCGACAAUUUUCAACACUUUUGAUAAAGGCAGGCUGAAACAUUCUCUAUUUUCCAAUUUAAAAACGAAAGGAAACUGGGGCAAGUUAACUUGCACCGUUACAAUAGACAAGGAAAAAAAUUAGUCAAUAGCUGACCGGCCCGUCGAUCCCAGAAACAAUAGCGGGACGCAUUUCGGCUCCAGUUGCCUUCUCGUUGCUCAAGUGGCGAAUGCAACUACCUUGUUACUAGGGCCAGGAUUCUCAUGAUGUAGCGUUGUUCGUAUUCAUGGGUUUCCACUGAAAUAAGCUAUAACCGGUGAUUUAGUGACAAACUGCUUUUUACAACAGACCUCUCUAAGAAACCAGAUUUUCGGUGUGGUCCUAAAAAACUGUGAGUGCUAAGAGCUUAUCACCUGGUGUCUGAUUUGAUACCACAGGCAUACCAAGACUGGGUGAGGAACAACAGCAAAGAAUUGAAACUUCCAGGAUUAGACUUCACGCCCGAACAGCUAUUUUUCCUUGGCUUUGCACAGGUAUGGGUCAUACAUCUUUUGCGCAAUUCAAGACGCGGUGUUUUUCUUUAAGGAGCAAAGUUAUGACACCAAGCUGAGUUCCAAAGGGUUACCAUGUUAGUAAGACGCAUAUGUUUCUCCGUCUGUGGUUAAAAAUAGCGUUGCAUAAAAAAUGAGUUCGCGCUUUUCCAAUCUCAAUUUGUCAGUUGGUUGCGAAUAUUUCUGAAGUUGAAUUCUAAAGGACUCAUCCACCUCAGAAAAACAAAAUCAUGAAUUAAGAAGUUUCAAGUCGCAGUCGUGAAAGAACAGCAACGAAAUGUACCAAAAAGUGUGACGCAGGUGCAAAGUUGUUGUUUUGCUGAAAUAAACUCAUUGCUUUUAGCCGUUUUCGUUACCGCCGCCGCCCGGUCGGAUCUUAUGGUUCCUUAAGGUGGGAAAGAAUACAUUUACAAUGAUAACGUUAUAGAUUGUCAUCUUGAACUAAGAAUCUCAUAAGGAAGUUGCAUGCACUGCAAACAUUUUGUGGUAGUGAUUAUUUUGUGGUGAACGAGUCAAAGAAGGAGGGUAUCUUUUAGCCUUAACCACCCCUCCCAUUGUUCGUCCUUUCACUCCCUCCUAUAUAUUCCUCUGAUUUCAAUAACAAAGAUGACCACCACACACUGGGACUACAGAGCGCUCUCUCACUUGAGAAGAAAAACGCGUCCACUGCAGGCUAAUUAGAGUAAACAAAACAUACAUAUGUUCAGCCCUGUGCACACUAAUGCGUUUUCAAAAGUAUGAGUUUUCGUUGUUAUCGAAAAAGCAUCGAUCGGUUUGCGUCCACACUACCGUUUUGGUGCGUUUUCCACUGUCUACACUAAACCGAUAGAAUUGCACGCUGUGACGUAAGCUGAACUCUAUGCGCAUGCUACAAAAAAACGCACCUGCAUUAUUUUUGGUAAUCGUUUUCAUUUUGAUGCGUUUUCGACCGUCCACACUAAUAUAACAUGUAUGCGUUUUCGUUUUGAUCCACUUGCAACAGCGUUUUCAAAUCGGGUAUGAAAACACUCAGCGUAUUAGUGUGGGAGGAAGGCCUAAACGCACCUAAAUGUAUGCGCUUUUAAACGAAAACGCAUUAGUGUGGACAUGGCCUCAGACAGAGUGAAUACGACUUAUAUUGAGCUCGGUUCAGCAAAUUACAUUUAAGAUCACAACCAUUCUUGAAAACCUGAUUUAAAACGCUAUGUUUUUUUUCCUGCAGGUUUGGUGCUCGGCGACUUCCGAAGGACGAGCUCAGCAUGCUCUGUUAACUGAUGUACACAGUCCUGAGAAAGUAAGGUAAGUUGACGCGGCUGAUUUUUUUUGUUUUGUCUGGGUCCUGUUCCCUCAUUCCUAUGAGCAAAGACACCAGCUCGAGGCUUGGGGUGAUUAGAAUGAAAUGCUCCACCCAAGCAUCGACCUCUUUGCAGCGACGUUUUUGAGCGACUCGCGUCAAAGGGAGGUGAGCUUUUCUCUCUUUUAACAUGCCUUGACGCUACCAAAUUUGUAUUCAGUUGUCAAGUGUCUUUACUCUUAUAGUUUAUUCGAGAAUCGAUCACUUGCAUAAAAGCUUUUUUUCUCUACUCGGCAGUAUCUUCUUGGAUGUUUUUUUUGUUUGUUUGCAGUGAUGGAGAAUGGAGGUUUUUUUUAAAUUUUUGCUGGCUGACGGUGAUAUUUUAACCGCAAAUAACACACCGAAUAACCUGGCGUGAGUGUAGCAAUAUACUAGAUAUCCGCAGCCACAUUCGUCCCUGGGGGUUCUCCCAUUUAUCGUCCUGUUUUCUAAGGGAAAAGCCCUAGGAUGAGGUUGAUCCGGAGCGUUUUGAAAUUGUUUCUCAGUUUAGCUUUCUGCAAGCACUUAAUAAUUCAAUAAAACCCAUACAGUUACAUUAAGAAAGUGCUUAACUUUCAGAUUUUGGUAAAAGUACUUUUUACUGAAUGGAAAAUUCCACAGGUAAAAUUACUCCAAAUAAACGUCACAUAAAACAACUAUAAUUACCAAAUAAAUCCUGCAAAUAUAAAGCAACUAGAUCAAUAUCAGAGGGCAUGGGUGGUACGACAGUCAAGCUAUCCUUCUUCAAGUUGUAUCCUAACAUGAAGGACGGCUUGAGUUGAGUCCAGAAAUCAGAGGUCGGGGGAAACAUUCUUCUCGACUCGCUUGCUUCUUCGCUGGGUUGAUCAUUUUAAAUCAUUCUCGUUACUACAAGGCAGCAGGGUUUGGAUACGGUCGUGUUAAUAUAAAAAUUGCACAGUGACAUUAAAAUCUAUCUUAGAACGCAAAAAAAUAGAGAAUGCGGAAAUGCGUGUUGAAUGUAGCUAAUCCGGUCUAGUUUAUAGACUUCUUGUUUUUCUUUUUCCUUUUGUAGGGUUCUCGCAGCAGUUGCAAAUUCAGAGGAAUUUUCCGAAGCCUUUCAGUGUCCUCUGAAUAGUCUAAUGAAUCCCGUCAAGAAAUGUAAAGUUUGGUGA
This is a messenger RNA of Porites lobata, 9967 nucleotides long. Lineage: Eukaryota; Metazoa; Cnidaria; Anthozoa; Scleractinia; Poritidae. The record is from the annotation of a GenBank genome assembly.